Molecule: messenger RNA, 687 nt
Organism: Sesamum indicum (sesame)
Lineage: Eukaryota; Viridiplantae; Streptophyta; Magnoliopsida; Lamiales; Pedaliaceae
Source: RefSeq, a predicted model, not a curated record
AUGGGGGCUACAGAAUUUGAGGGUAUACUAGACCCAGAGGUUGCUGAGAGAUGGUGGGAAAAAGUCGAAGAUGUGAUGAACUUAAUAAAUUGCACUCCAGAGGAUCGACUUAAGUACGUUGUUUCUUUGUUCGUGGGUAAUGCCUUGAUUUGGUGGAGGUCUGUAAAGAGGGGAUAUGAGCCAAGAGAAAUAACUUGGGCUGAGUUUCAGAAAGAAUUUGAUGAUAAAUACAGACCCAAGAUGUACCGAGACAAGAAGAGGAUGGAGUUUCUGAAUUUAGUGCAAGGGGAUGAUCAGACAGUGGCAGAAUAUGAACUCCGUUUUGCCGCACUAGCCAAAUAUGCACCAGAAGCAAUUGCAACGCAGGAGGAUCGUUGUUAUCGUUUUGAGCAAGGGCUACGACCGGAGAUCAGAAGAGGUCUCGCAGUCAGAAUUACAAAUUUUAAAACUCUUGUUGAAUCGGCGGUUCGGAUGGAAGAAGCAGUAAUGGAGGACAAGAAGAAGGGGGAAGAGAAGAGGAAAUCAACAUAUGCAAUAGGGGAAUCGAGUAGGUUGACCAAAAGGGGAACCGGUCGCUCAUUCUCAGCGGGAAGUGGGAGUUUUACACGUGGUGGUCCCAUUUUUCGAGGAAGUAGUGGACAGAGGUUCAGGGGAUCCACGGGCUGGUCCCAUUUUUCGAGGAAGUAG